AUGGAGGACAUUCAUGAAUGGUUCCCAAGGCCAUGGUUGGUGGCGGGAGAUUUCAAUGUGAUCUCUACUGUAGUUGAGCACUCUGGGGGUGCUACCCCCAAUAACCGUAAUAUGGACGAAUUUAAUGAGGCUGUUUUCAAAUGUAAUCUACCGGAUAUUGGUUUUGAUGGUCUGCUAUUUACUUGGACUAAUGGCAGUCUGUGGCAACGGCUGGAUAGAGCACUAGUAAAUGAAGCUUGGACAAAUCUUUUUGAGGUGGCAAAGGUGUCUCAUAUGUUGCGUGGCAGAUCUGACCAUGCCCCACUGUUAAUCAAGUGUGGUUCGCAUAGGCAACACAGGUCUUCUUUUCGGUUCAUCAAUGCUUGGGCUAAACAUUCGAGCUUCAUGGAGGUGAUUCGGGAAGCUUGGUCUAUGCCUGUUCAUAGGGUUGGUACGACUGCAUUUUUUAGGAAAUUGUUACAUGUUAAAGCCAAACUUCGACUUUGGAACAAAUAG
Coffea arabica (coffee) is the source of this 495-nucleotide messenger RNA. RefSeq lists its product as uncharacterized. NCBI's taxonomy places the organism in Eukaryota, Viridiplantae, Streptophyta, Magnoliopsida, Gentianales, Rubiaceae. Gene Ontology annotation, molecular function: catalytic activity. The record is from RefSeq and is a predicted model, not a curated record.